UUGGACCACCGACCGAUCCCAAAGCAAACCCCACGCAACAUGGUCCAGCCCGCCAAUACCACUGGGGCGCCGCAGUCCCUCUUCGGGGGCGGAGCGCCGACCGCGCCAACCCCCGGGACCCCACAAGGAGCCUCGAUCGGCGCCGGCGCCAGCCCAAGCCCAGGGCCAGGCACCGGCACCGGGACACUGACAGCGUCUUCGACUCCCUCGCUGCUCAGCCAGACCAGCGCUCCGGGCUCGGCCACAUCGUCCAACAACACUUUCGUCAUGAGCAACUCGCCCGUCAAGAGUCGUGGUCUACCUGAUGGAUAUAGGCCUAAAGUGACUCGAACUCUUGGCAACAGGCCGGCCUGUCUGGUGAACGCCUCGGUGACAUACUGCGGGAACAACCAAAUUUAUGCCUUUGGCGGCUUCGAUCAGUACACCGAUGAGGUCUAUAAUCACGUCUUGAGGCUGGAUCUUGUGAGCCUUCAGUGGUCCCUCGUUGACAACUAUGGCGACAUCCCCGGUGUUCGUAUGGGACAUACUGCUACACUAUACAAGGGUGACAGGUUACUGGUAUUCGGAGGCGAGAACGAGCAUCGUACAUAUCUUUCAGAUUUGAUAAUAUUCGAUUUGAAGACGGCUCACUGGACGCAGCCUCAAUGCAGCGGUCCCAUACCCCGAGGGCGCGCCAGGCAUGCCGCCAUUCUACAUGAGGACAAGCUCUUCAUUGUUGGGGGCAUCACUGGUCACGAUAAUCACGUAUUGGAUGAUGUUUGCUUCCUAGACCUCAAAACCUUUACGUGGUCGAGAUCGUGGCGUUUUGUUUCACGAUUCGACCACAGCGCAUCGAUAUGGAAUGAUAGAGUUUGGGUUUAUGGUGGGCUGAGUGAGGAGAUGAACAGGACCAGCGAACUCUGGUGGCUUGAUCUCAAGGGAAGCCCUGCUUUCGAAACGCCGCCUCAGGUCGGCACAUUCGACCGAGCCUCGCUGGCCAGUCGAGUCAGCCACUCCGCGCGGCCAGCAUCCUACUCCCCACUGGUGCAGUCCCCAAUAGUCGGGACUUCAGGCUAUGCUGCCAAUUCUAGGACAGCACAAGUUAAUCCUCCUUCAUUCCAGCUCAAGUCUUUCGCUCCGAUAGCCCCCGGCACAAUCUCAUCCAUCAAGUUCCAUUCGGGGCCUAUUGUUCCUGAACAAGGCACCGGCUACCAUUUCCACGUCUAUUCUUCGGGAACUCUGCUUGACUUUUUGACUCCAACCACAUCAUCAUCAUCCAAGGACUGCUCGCUCUCAGCGCUGGACCUCAACUCGUUACGGUGGCAGAGGCUUGCGGAGGGUAGGGAGAUCUUCAAGAGCGGCUAUCGCUGGCACUACUGUACCCUCAGCGAAGAUGGCACAAAGGCCUGGCUUUUGGGAUGCCCGUCUGAGCAGAGUGCUCUCGAUCUGGGCGCAAAUGGUCUCGAAGAGUACCUGAGUGACAUUAUGGAAGUUGAUCUGCGCCGGUACGGAUUUCUGGGCAACAAUAUGGCCCCCGAGCCGCGGGCUGAGUUGCUACGCCCCUCGUCGAGGAUCCGCAUCGUUGAGCAGCCGUCAAGAGGUCUUGGCGCAGAUCUGGCCACUUUGUUCAACGUUCCUCCCGAGGCCGGAAGCGGCACUGAUUUUGUGGUCACAGCCCUUGCCGAUGAUUGUGAAGAUGAGAGCAUGGUUGGAUCCGCAUUGGUGCAGCCUAGCGAUUCCUCGUCUGUCGGUGGUGCAGACUCGUGGCUCUCGCCUGACGCUCCAACAUCACCGCCCAUACAUGUGCACCGGCUUAUUCUACAAGCUCGCUGGCCACACUUUCGCCGUCUCUGGGCCUCGCAGAUGGCCGAGUUUCAUACUCGCAAAAUGCACAUCCCCGAGCCAUACAGUGUGGUCAAGGCGUUCCUAUAUUACCUUUACACUGACCGCAUAGAUCCCUCGAUUGAAGAUGAGGGGGCUGAUUCGGGAACAACAACGGACCUGUCCGACAUUGCCGGGCUGCUCGUCAUGAGCAACAUAUACGGCAUCCCGCACCUGCGGCUGUUGUGCGUCAACCGGCUCGCCAAGGAGUUGGAUGUUGACCAUGCGUGUAUCAUCUGGUACCGCGCUGGGCUGGCUGACGAGGAGUGGCUCCGCAAGCGUGCUGCGGCUUACUGCCUGACUCACUGGGGCAGGAUUGUGCGGACCUCGGGCUUCCUGCGGCUCCCGAGGAGUGCCUUGGUCGAGCUGUCGCAAGAGAUCGAUAUGGAGGGUCGCGUGAUUGGGGGUGAGGAACUCGACAUGUUCGUCGGCUCCACCAUGGCCACUGAUAGCUCCGGGGCUCUAGCCAGACGCAAGGAGAGUAUGAGCAGCCAGCCGAGUCAAAUGAUCGAGUCGGAGGUCGAUGACGACGAUGGAAUGGAACUCAACUAA
Pyricularia pennisetigena is the source of this 2412-nucleotide messenger RNA. RefSeq lists its product as uncharacterized. Gene Ontology annotation, molecular function: protein binding. The record is from RefSeq and is a predicted model, not a curated record. NCBI's taxonomy places the organism in Eukaryota, Fungi, Ascomycota, Sordariomycetes, Magnaporthales, Pyriculariaceae. The transcript is spliced from 3 exons. Bases 40 to 2412 code for a protein of 790 amino acids.